GGUCCCGAACCAAACCAUAUUUUACAAAACAUUAUCAGUGUUUUAAAUUUCAAUUAUGUCUGAAUUAGUUCAUCAAUCUAGAGGACCGGAAGGAAUUGAGGUUUCUGGAGAAGUACAAAAACCAAGGAGAGUUUGUAAUCUGAAUCCAGAAUUGAAUCGAACAUGUCUUGGACCAUAAAGGGCGUUAACAGGACUCACACGGAUUUUCCAAUUGAUCAAAAUAAAGAGUGGAAAGAACCAUUCAUAUUCGUCCAAGGUGCAGACACUCAACUGGGAAUGUUCCAGGACUAUGAGGAAAUCACAACAGAACCAAAAUGGGCGCAGGAGAUUGCCCUUGCUGAACUGGCAGUGCAGAAAGUAAACCAGAUGAAACCCAGACCUAAAUUCUAUGUCAUAUGUGGAGAUCUGUGUCACGCAUUUUAUGACAAAUCUCCAGAAGAACGGGCAGCUCAAGAUGCUGACUUCAAGAGAAUUUUUAGCAAAGUGGAUCCAAGCAUUGCUGUAGUGUGUGUUUGUGGGAACCAUGACGUUGGAGACAAGCCAACUGUGGAGAUUAUUGACAAAUACAAGUCAAACUAUGGUGAUGACUACUUUUCCUUUUAUGCUGGAGGUGUAUUUUUCAUCUGCAUAAACUCCCAACUGUACCACAGCACCUCAGCCCCUGAAGAGAACGAAGCUCACGAUCAGUGGUUGAACACUCAGUUGGACAUCGCUCGAGGGUUGGAAGUGCCAAGCAUCAUGUUCCAGCAUGUCCCAUGGUUUCAUACAGAUCCAGAGAGAACAGUGGAGGACUAUUUUGAAAUUGAUUACACCAUUCGGAAAAAGAUGCUGGAUAAAUUAGUUGAUGCAGGUGUGAAGUAUGUGUUCUGUGGCCAUCUACACAAGAAUGGUGGUGGGAAGUACAAGCAGCUGGAGUGUGUGGUGACUUCUGCGAUUGGCAAGCAGUUGGGGACUGACCUGUCCGGGAUGAGAGUAGUGAAAGUGUACAAGGAUCGGGUUGAACACCAGUAUUACCCUCUGUCCGAGAUACCGGCAGAGAUUACCCUGUAGCAAAGCCUCAGUUAGUAGUAAGAAAAUAUUUGUACUAUAUAUACGAUACACCAUUUAAAAUAUAUAAGUAACAGAUGGCACAAUUAUAUAGUCACGUUUGUAAGUGUGAUUGUGUCACAAGCUCUUAUCAUCUUGUGUGGUUUUCCAUUUGUCCAGCUCUUAACCACACUGAGGCAGUAUAAGAAAUAGGAAAUGUCACUUAAGAAUCUAUCAAGCGAUAAUUAACCACUGGUGAAGGUGGUGGUUGCAUAGAAGUAAUUAUAAUUGUGCUCAUGUAAGUUAAUUUUUUAACUUAUAGGUUUCAUAUUUGGUACUACACUGUUACAUUGCAAAAUUUACUUUAUACUAAAACAAUUAAGUUAAACUUAUUUAUGGGGAACAAAGAUAAAGCAUUUUCCAAUUUCAGUUAUGUUCUUAGUAUUCUUCAGAAAAUUGUAAUACUUGUAUGUAAAACUUUUCACACUAUAACAAAAUAUAUCAGAAUUGUUGUGGAGAUUUGCCAUCAUUACAAAGUUUUGAAACUUUUUUUCUAAAUAAUGUUGGAAAAGUAUCUAAUAAUACUGUUAUUAUUUCAAAUACUCAAUCAUUAUAAUAAUAGAAUAGUAAUAGAAUAAUAUUGUUGGAUAAUGUUAUGUAAAACUUGUAUUACUGUAAUAUAUUCAUAUUGUUAUUGUUAUUUUUAUUUUCUUAAUAGGCCUAUUGACUUUUUAGUUUUAUUAUUAAAUAUUAUUAUACUCAUUUGUACUGUACCUUAAAGGCUGCAUGUUUAACAAUGUUAUAUUAUUACUAAUAUUGUAUUCCUUUAUUGAUCAUAAAUUCAAUAAAAAGAUCUACACAA
Messenger RNA from Homalodisca vitripennis (glassy-winged sharpshooter), 1888 nucleotides. Its product is annotated as serine/threonine-protein phosphatase CPPED1-like. The coding region runs from base 163 to 1050 and encodes 295 amino acids. The transcript is spliced from 6 exons. Lineage: Eukaryota; Metazoa; Arthropoda; Insecta; Hemiptera; Cicadellidae. The record is from RefSeq and is a predicted model, not a curated record. Gene Ontology annotation, molecular function: hydrolase activity.